Messenger RNA from Phoenix dactylifera (date palm), 1191 nucleotides. The record is from RefSeq and is a predicted model, not a curated record. Lineage: Eukaryota; Viridiplantae; Streptophyta; Magnoliopsida; Arecales; Arecaceae.
GAUCGCAGGUAGACCUGAGCCGUUUGCGGCGCAACCGCUUGUACCGGAUAAGAAUAGCUCCCGGACCCCGUCGUCUUCGUCUGCUCUCCAUCUCUUUUCGUCGCCUCAGAACCCUCCCGCCCAGCGGCCAUCGAAAGAAGUUAGAGUUCAGCUCCUAUUGUGUUUUUGAUUAUUUAUUAGUUCAAAAGAAGAUGUCGACUGCUAGUUUCAUGGUCUAUUCUGCAGAUUCAUCUCUGUUUUGCAGUCUUAGACCAUCCAUUAGCAUCCAGCAAUUCAUCAGGACCAAGUAUCAGUUUGUUAAGAUCUCAGGAACACGAAUUUCGCGAUCGUUUCACAUUCAUAACAACAUACACUGUGCAACAAGAGGAAGGAAUUAUCAUCAAGGAUUUGUGUCUGAAAAUGAGUUUGACCAUGAACCCUUUUGGUUGAGUAUGAUCAAGGAUGUUGGCUGGAGUUUGAAAUCAUUAGCUCUUUUUUUGGCUGAGCAGCCAAGUCAGCUGAGGUACAUAGAGUGGCCAACCUUUCAAAGCACGUUGAAGACGUCAUGCCUCACCCUUGUUCUUGUAGCAUUUCUCAUUGUUGCAUUGUCCACUAUUGAUUCAGCCCUCUGUUAUAUAUUGGCUUUGCUUCUCAGGAGAGCCACAUAGGUCACUGGUUGGAGACAUAUUGAAUGAAUAAUAUGUGGAAAGCUUAUGGAAGAAAAACAGAUAAUUAGCAGCAAAUGAAGAAAGAACAGCUCAACAAUCUUCUGCACAAACUGAUCGCAAGAGGCAUCACUCCGUUGCUCAAGAUCCUUCUGUCCCCUCAUUAUUUAGGAAUCUGCAGUACAAUAUUUUCAAGUGUUUCAUCAAUGUAAAGAGUUUGAAACUUGAUAAAGACCAUGCUAUUGACUUCUGUUGGAGCAUUGCAGUAAGUCCUCUGUCCUACUACAGAUGCUGCGACAACCUUUACUAAGUUGGAAUGAUUGUUGGCCAUCAGAUCAUGCAGUUUGAUUAUACUGUAUAUUGGCAGAAUCUGUUUGAUCUAACGUUUCAGUGUUAGCAUAUAAAGAAUACAAGUAUUGGCCGUUUAUUUGGGAAAACUAGCCUACGUGUAAAGCACCGAUCGUUGCAUAUCACUGUAUUGGUUACAGAAAAUGUACAACCUUUUCAGUCGAUGCAAGCCCAUUUUGAAAGACCACCGGUUGGCUUC